GUUAUUAAAUGUGGAUACAAACAUUGAUAAUGAGAAGUAAUUUUCCUCCUUUCACAAAAUGGGUUUUGAUAUUGGAACGAUGGUUUUGUGACUAUGUUUAUAAUUAAUCUUUCAAUAUAGCAUAUUCUUAACAAGAUGGAUGUUGAUUUAUUGCGACCUGGCACUGUACCUAUUUCUCCUGAUACAUCUUUGUGGUUUGAGUUUCUUCUCCAGCCGGCGCAUUUAGAAAAACAUUUAAAAAAUCCUAAUGCAGACCCAACUCCUGUUGAGCUGAUAAUUAAGUUUAUUACUUUAUCCCAAAGUGAAAAACCUACUAAUGAUCCUCUUGUGAUCAAUAAUUUGAAGCCUUUCAGUAAAAGAUGUUUAGCACUUAAACUUCUUGCGUUGAAAGUAGCUUCUUCUCUGAAUUGGGACUUGGAUCUCUUUGAGAAGUCCCUCCCUAUGAGCAUUACAUCAAUGCUGUUGAAGGAUUUUUUAUAUAUUGUAAGUCCUACCCAUUCUGAUAUAAAGGUUCAUGAUGAAUUAAAUUUAAAUGAGGUUCCAGCACAUGUGUUAUUUGCUAUUUUUCUUUACCAUCGUUGGGUAUUAAGAGCCUAUGUUAGUCUCAGUUUAAAUGCAAAAACAAAGCAAAUAGUUGAAACAUCUGUGGAAGAAAUAUCAGAACAAGAAGCUGAAAAAUCAUCUAUAUUUUUGAAGAAAAUGGCUGAAAAAACCCUUACACUUUUUGUCCCAGCUCCUUCAUGUUUCAAUCUUCCUUAUGGUAAUGCAGAUCCUGAGCAUUUCUGGACUAAAGGUGAAGCACUUGAGGGUAACCAAAUCAAAACUGCGAUACUCAUCGAUCUUUCGUUUUAUUUGGUGAAUAGAGGGAAAUAUCCUGAAGCCUUCUCAUCACUUUCUAUGUGUUUGGCUUCUGGUCCCACCUGCCAUCCUCACCUAAUUGGUUUAGGAAUAGCAGUUGGUAUUACACCUAAUUUAUACAAACCUUCUUUAUCUCAACAGUUCCAUGAAGCUAUUGCAGCAAAAUAUAUUAACAUAGAUAAAGUUCUUGAAAAAGACAAUUCAUUGAGACAUCUUCCCAUUACUUAUCGCCAAGGACUUGAGUUGGAUAUCUCUUCAGAAGUUGCUAAUGGAAAAUUAAUAACAUCGAGAGACGCUGUUGCAACUGUGAGAGCGUUAAAUACUGUCCGUGCUGCAUUGGACGGUGGAGUUCAGCUUCAUGGUCCUCCUCUUUCACCAUCUUCCUUGGUCAAGGCUAUUUCUGUUGUUUUGCCACUUGCAGACCAUGAUAAAAAGAAAUUGGAAUUCUUUCUUCUUCAGCUUCUUGCUACUUCUGAAUCUCACAAUGCGAGGGCUCUAGCUUCCAGUUUUUCGAAGCUUCCUCUUUUAUCACCUGACGAAAUAUCUUCUGUCAUAGAGCCCGAUUAUGUUGACACAAUUUCACAUGUGGAUCUUGAAGAGUCCUCAGAAACAUUGCCAAAGGGUUCAAGUCUUGAAACAGCAGCUUUAGAAAGGCUCAUCGUAUCAAGUUAUGAUGCUGCGGAAAUAAAUAUGGCCUUGGUUAAGCUUAUGUCCCUCAAACCAACUGUGACAUGGGAAAAGCUAAACAGGAAUUGGUAUGUACCUUCUACGUUAAAUAGUGCUCUUAAUACUCUACCUACUACGGUGAAGAGGAACUAUGCUUUUAUUCUGGUUGCAAAAUCGUACGAACUUGACAAGAUUAAGAAUUUCGGCCAAGCUAAAGCAUUGUUAAGGAAUGUAAUAGAAGAAACAGGGAAUGAUGAGAUGUAUGAAAAAUUAAGAAAUCAGCUUUCAUCUGAAAUGUUAUUGCUAGAUAUUGACCAGUUCCAUUCAGAAUGGCCAGCUAAACAUCUUGAUUGGACCUGGCUGACAGAAAGGUGCUUGGAAGGUAUAAGUAAUAUGAGAGGUGCGAUAAGGGAAGCCGCCUGCUUGGCCCUGCUCAACACUGGGGCUUGGGGACCUUUGUCUUCAGCAGCACCUCCCAAGUCUACGCUAACUGAAGUAUACCUGGCAAUAGCCAGAGCGUCGCUCCAGAUUUCACAAUUCAAUUCAAAAGUUUCAACAGAAGCUUGGGAUAAAUUUAUUCCUUUGUUCAUGGCUGGUGGUAAGAGAAGAGAUUACAAAGCAUUGCGAGGGCUCUGCGGUGUGCUAGAGCCUAAUGCUCUGUCCCUAGUGAUUUCUAUUUUAGCUAGGCUCCAUAAUGUACUCACGGACCAACCGCCCCUUGACCUCUAUGUGCAGUUGACCCAUCUUUGGCCAGGCACCAUAAAAAACGCCAAUCAAUACAAUGUAAAACAAGUUGCUGAAACCCUUAUGAAAGUAUUGGAACACGCUCUUACUUACUAUCCAUAUAAUGUUUCUUGGCUUAAGCUGAUUGGUGAUCUACAUUUUGUUAAUGGACACUAUCGUAAUGCAUUAGGCAGCUAUCUUGAGGCUGCAGCUGUGGUUACCGAACAUUUUUCAAGACCACUUCAUCGAAGUAUUCUUGAAGAUCAUAUAAUUAAAAGGAUGAUUAAAUCAUGCUCACAGCUUCAGUGCCAUACUCAGGCUGGUCUAUUGUGUCAACUACUUGAGGAGACUGAUUAUACAACUGCUUAUAAGUGCUUAUCAGAAGUUAAUACUUCCGAUGCCUCAGAUUCAUACCAUAAUUAUAUUUGGGAUAUCAAUAUACUAGAAUUUCUCAUCUCAUUACAUGCCAAAAGAGGAGAACAUCACAGGAAGCAGGCUUUGGUUAGAGUUAUAGGACUUUUAGAAUUGAAUUCUAACAACAAUGAAGAGAUAAAAAGAGAAGCAGAAAAUAUCAGGAAGAGUAAUUAUUUGAGAGCACUAGCGACUCAUUAUCUUUAAUCAUUAUUUUUUAUGUAUUCAUCUGUUACUGACAUUUUAUUUAUUUUUCAUGGGAUGUAUAUUUGUAAAUAUUAUGGAGCAUCCUGUAAGGUGUUUAUAUGUUUAUACAUUGUAAUUAUGUAUAUAUUUUUGUAAAAAGUUUUUAAAAUUUUAAUAAAUUAUAAUAAUUUUUUGAGAUGAACUAUUUUUAAAUAAAAUAAAUAAAUUUUAAAAAGAGAUUUGUUAUUGAAAAUUGUAUUAUGUUAUAUAUUAAUUGU
Messenger RNA from Nezara viridula (southern green stink bug), 3122 nucleotides. The record is from the annotation of a GenBank genome assembly. NCBI's taxonomy places the organism in Eukaryota, Metazoa, Arthropoda, Insecta, Hemiptera, Pentatomidae.